AUGCUGUACACCCUUGCUGGCGGAGGUACACUCUGCGGAGUGGCUUCCUUGGUGCUCCUCAUUGUCUCCACGGCAACCGACUUUUGGAUGCAUUAUCGAUACUCUGGAUCCUCAGCCAAUCAGGGACUCUGGAGGUUCUGUAUCAAUCGCAAGUGCCACGCCCACACGAUCACCGUCGCCUUCUGGGACGCGACUCGCGCCUUCAUGCUGCUGUCUAUAUUGAGCUGCUUCACCGGUGUGGUGUUGGGACUCAGCACCUUCGCCAACGGAACCAGCCGGAGAGUGAGGUCCGCUGGAAUUGCUCUGACAGUGUCAGCGUUCCUCGCUCUCCUCGCCGUGGCCAUCUACACGGGGGUCACCGUCAACUUCUUCGGCAAGAAGUACCUGGACUGGCGCUUCUCCUGGUCCUACAUCUUGGCCUGGGUGGCCAUCAUCUUGGCUUUCGCUGCUGGAGUGUUCCAGCUGUGCGCCUUUCGGAGGAACACCGGGGAGCCAGCGCCCCCCAGCAGCGCCAACAGCUAG
Messenger RNA from Scleropages formosus (Asian bonytongue), 522 nucleotides. RefSeq names its product lens fiber membrane intrinsic protein-like. The transcript is spliced from 4 exons. NCBI's taxonomy places the organism in Eukaryota, Metazoa, Chordata, Actinopteri, Osteoglossiformes, Osteoglossidae. Gene Ontology annotation, cellular component: plasma membrane. Bases 1 to 522 code for a protein of 173 amino acids. Gene Ontology annotation, molecular function: structural constituent of eye lens. The record is from RefSeq and is a predicted model, not a curated record.